Penicillium canariense is the source of this 1602-nucleotide messenger RNA. RefSeq names its product putative RecQ family helicase RecQ. Gene Ontology annotation, cellular component: chromosome; cytoplasm. The transcript has 4 exons. Bases 1 to 1602 code for a protein of 533 amino acids. The record is from RefSeq and is a predicted model, not a curated record. Gene Ontology annotation, molecular function: four-way junction helicase activity; ATP binding; 3'-5' DNA helicase activity. Lineage: Eukaryota; Fungi; Ascomycota; Eurotiomycetes; Eurotiales; Aspergillaceae. Gene Ontology annotation, biological process: double-strand break repair via homologous recombination.
AUGGCUGACAGAGGGAGGCUUCUACAGCGAAAGCCAGAUCUUGACUUCUAUCUACAUCGCGUGUUCCGCAAGAAAUAUUUCCGUCCACUUCAACGAGAGGUCAUCACCGCGGUUGUUGAGGGCCAUGAUGUAUUUCUUCAGGCAUCCACCUCAUUUGGCAAAAGCCUGUGUUUUCAACUGCCAGCCGUCAUCGGCACCGGACUAACUAUUGUGAUUUGUCCACUUCUUGCAUUAAUGAUGGACCAAGUCAACGCUCUCCGGGCUAUUGGCGUGCCAGUCCAGACCAUCAACUCCAGCACACCUUUAGCGGAGAGGCACUUGAUCAUGGGUGACAUGCUCUCGGGACAUCCACGCACGCGUCUUUUAUAUGUGACUCCGGAACUAUGUCAAACAGACAGCUUCCGCCGCAACCUCUCAACUGUCCACAGGCAAGGGCAACUUAACCGCAUUGCCAUCGAUGAAGCCCAUUGUAUCAGCGAAUGGGGUCAUGACUUCCGCCCAGCCUACCAAGAAUUGAGCUGGUUCCGGAAAAACCUGAACGACCCGCCUGUCCCCAUUACAGCCCUUACGGCUACUGCUACCCCCCGAGUCCGCUCAGACAUUCUCACCAUCCUAGGCUUAAAUUUCACCAAACUCAAGCUUUUCAAUACCCCCUCCGCUCGUCCUAAUAUCCACUACGAAGUACGAUAUCUUGGAGGGGAUGACGAUCACGACAACGCUAUAUCUCCGGAAGACUUACAGGUGAACGAUCUAUUGGCUUGGCUCAAAGCCAUUAAAUGCCGACGAGAAGCUCGCAUCGGCGCAGACGCAGCGGCACUACUUCCACCCACGUCUGGUAUCAUCUACGUUGGUCUCCGUGCAACAUCAGAAAAUCUAGCCAGCAAAUUGGACUGUGACGAAACCAUCUCCGCGGUGGCCUACCACGCCGGGCUCACUUCGCAAGACCGGACCCGCAUCCAAGCAAUGUGGACAUCACCGCAACCGCAUCCACAAGAGAGCAAUGGUAAACCCCCGCCUGCCUUCUCUAUCAUUGUGGCAACCAACGCCUUUGGAAUGGGUAUCGAUAAUCCCCAUGUUCGUUUCGUAGUACACUGGACUCCGCCACGCAGCUUUGAAGGGUUCGUGCAGGAAUCAGGCCGAGCAGGUCGCGACAGCCGCGCAGCAGCUUCACUCGUUUACUACAAUAUCCAAGAGCGAGACCGCAUCUACGAGCGCAUGAGCCGCGACGCAGAAAAUGUGCGCAAUCGUGGUGGCUCCAAGCCUUAUAUUGCCGGUCUACUUAAGAACCAGGUGGCGCGGCUUGAGAGCUUCCAGAAGGUCAUCCGUUACUGCGAGACAGCUACAAAGUGUCGGCAUGACCUGAUCAAGGAUCUCUUUGGUGACUUCGAGUUAAAAGAGAUGGGCUCCCAACAGCCGCCGUCUGCACAUGGUGGCGCAAAGGCUGACCGGCUGAUGUCGUCUGCGUCUCCGUGUGAUUUUGCUUGCGAUUUUUGCAAAGAGGGUCGUUCUGGAUUGGCAAAGCGCAAGGGCACGGUGGCUCCUGAUGCUCUUCAUGAGUUCAUGAGGGAUCACAUGAAUCAGCUGUAUGAAGGUUAUGCUUAA